UAUUAUUGUUGAGUUUUUAGGUUUUAAUCGUGAAGGGUCUGAGGAAAUGCGUUUACCGAGAAUGCGUCGCCAAAAAUUUGUUCCUCAAAAGAAAAGUGAGUUGGACCUAUUUAAUGAGAAGGAGCAUAUCCAGCAGCUCUAUGGGGCAGAACAUGACGAUGAAAUUAUCGUCUCAACGGAUCGUGGCGACCUUUUUAAUUAUCGUAUAACUAAGUUUGACCAAUGUGGAUUCUCUAAGGAAAUUGAAAAAAAUAUUAAAUUGCGAAAAUAUGAAUUUCCAACUCCGAUUCAAAGAGCUGUUAUUCCUUUAGUGAUGCGUAGUAGACAAGAUAUUAUGGGACAUGCUCAAACUGGAAGUGGAAAAACGGCUGCGUUUAUUUUACCAAUUAUUAAUGAAAUUCAAAGAAUUGUUGACUUGAAGAGAAAUAAUUUGGGAAAUAGGGCCAAUUCUUUGGUGAACAAAGACUCGCCAUAUUGUAUAAUAUUGUCUCCAACUAGAGAAUUAGCUCAGCAACUUUAUGAAGAAACUCGUUCAUUUGUUGCAAGCGAUAUUCCUAUGCGGCAUACAUUAGACUUAAAAGACCAAGGAUGUGAUAUUUUUGUAGUGACUUGUGGACGCCUUCGACAUCAUGUAAUGGAUGGGCAUAUCAAAUUGGCUAGUUUACGUUAUUUUGUUCUGGAUGAAGCAGACAAAUUAAUUAAAGACCGUCAAUUUUUUGCAAGUGUUGAUGAAGUUAAAAGUCAUCCAAAUUUGUAUCCAGAUAAUCGAAUGUUAUUAUUUAGUGCAACAUUUAGUAAUGAUGUGCAAAUGCUUGCACAAAAUCAUUUAAAAUCUGGUUAUUAUUUUAUUCGAAUUGGUAAAAUGAACAAAGCUGUUGACUUAAUUCGACAGGAGUUAAAAAACAUGACAAACUUGAAUUAUUAAUUGAAAUGCUUAAAAAGAAUUCUGUUCGAAAGAUUUUACCAAAUGGAGAGGAAUAUUUAGUGCCAGAAUUUAAAACUAUUGUUUUUGUUGAAGAGAAAAGAGAUUCUGACAGAAUUGCAAUUGGUCUUGUUUAUCAAAAAUUUAAAUGACCGUUCUCAAAAACAACGAUUUGAGGCGUUAGAAAAAUUUAAAAGAGGAAUUUUCCAUAUUUUGGUUGCGACUAAUGUACUUGCUCGUGGUAUUAACAUUCCUGAUGUUAAGCAUGUGAUAAAUUAUGAUUUGCCAGAAAAUGAAAAUGAUUUUGAAGUUUAUAUUCAUCGAAUUGGAAGAACUGGCCGUGCGGGAAAUUCAGGAUUGACUACUUCGUUUUUUGACCCAACAAAUUUUUCGAAUACGUCUAGAGCAAAUUAUUAUGUACAAGUCCUUACUGAUGCAAACCAAUUAAUUCCUGACUUUCUUCUGACAUGGGCAAAUGGAGAGAAUUUUUAUUCUUCUAGAUAUGAAAAUGACUUUAAAUCAAAAAAUAAUGGAUGGAAUAAAGAAUUUAAUAUUAAUUAUGGAAAUGAUUUUAAUUUUGAAGAGUCUACAUUUUUACCUUAUGGAUCUGAUGCAUUU
Meloidogyne enterolobii is the source of this 1540-nucleotide messenger RNA. The record is from the annotation of a GenBank genome assembly. NCBI's taxonomy places the organism in Eukaryota, Metazoa, Nematoda, Chromadorea, Rhabditida, Meloidogynidae.